Phycomyces blakesleeanus NRRL 1555(-) is the source of this 258-nucleotide messenger RNA. RefSeq lists its product as hypothetical. NCBI's taxonomy places the organism in Eukaryota, Fungi, Mucoromycota, Mucoromycetes, Mucorales, Phycomycetaceae. The coding region runs from base 1 to 258 and encodes 85 amino acids. The record is from RefSeq and is a predicted model, not a curated record. The transcript is spliced from 2 exons.
AUGACACCAAGUUCUUUGUCCCCGCAUUACGCGGCUCAAUCUCCCUCAGGACGUAAACCUGACUUGGUAGCGAAGGAGGUGUGGGAAUGGUGUUCAUCCGUGGCGGCCUGCGAACGUACCAGAGAAACCUACCACAAAGUAGCAGGGUCCAGCGUGUUCGACCACCAAGCAACACCGUCAGUUCCAGAGAGCUUCGAACAAGGAUUUCAUGAAGAGUCGGCAGUAAACUCCACUUCCUCCCCGUCCUCCACUCAAUAA